Labrus bergylta (ballan wrasse) is the source of this 2701-nucleotide messenger RNA. It is a transcript of the gene s100z, whose product is annotated as S100 calcium binding protein Z. Gene Ontology annotation, molecular function: calcium-dependent protein binding; calcium ion binding. Lineage: Eukaryota; Metazoa; Chordata; Actinopteri; Labriformes; Labridae. The record is from RefSeq and is a predicted model, not a curated record.
CAUUUUAUUGAUUGAGAUGAUAGUAUUGGAAAAAGUACAGAAUCUUAAAAAAUAAAACUUCAGAUCUUCAGUCGUAUUUUUAACCCAAAACUGGCAUGAGCAAAAAAAGAGAGCGCUCCCCUCGUCUAUUCAAGUUCACAGGUCAGCAAAUACCUUUUCUCUGAAGUGUUUGGUGUCUCAUACUCGUGCAAAAAUUAUGAUUUUUUACAAAUGGAUAGAACGCAAUGGUGACACUGUCUUACUCACAAAAAAUAAAAUUGGUUAAGUGACAACGAUGCAGAGUAUUUAACAUGCCAGUAAAAAAACAAGAAAGUUGAUCUUAAGUUCAGUAUGUGGGUAUACGUUUCAGAGUAUGUUAGGAAAACUUCAUUGUCUGUCAACUCAGGUGGAGAAAAGAAAAGGAAACAAAAAUGGAAACCUGUAGUGUCCCUCGAGCAAAACAUGUCACAUCUAUUUCAGAACUUAUUCCCCUGCUGUCUGCUGCAAGUUUCCAAAGACGAGGACGCAUCAGGGGCCACAGAGACACAGGGCUACAGUCACACUUCACUACAUCACCGGUGUAUAAUAUCAUACAUAUACUAACAGCGCCAUGUUGUUUUCAUUGUUCAUGCAGAUGAAUGAAAGCAGUUAAGAUCGGCUUGAAUCAUUAAGACAAAAAUGUGCUUUGGGUUCUGUCUGCAACAUUUGUCGGAUAGGUUCUCCCUCGUUUCUUUUUUUUUGAUGAGCUAUUACUGAAGCCUCUUCAGGGAUCUAAGUGGUGCAGAUACAUACGUGAGGGCCCAUGGGGGCUUCGGGGUUACACUGGUACAUGUUUUUCACUUAACGGCCUUGAUUAAAACCUGGAAAGAAAGACAGUUACCAUGGGCGUCUCACCUGUGGAAUUAAUUAUCGCAGCAAAGAUAGAGGACGGCACACUUAGCUUCUCGUCAUUUCCUGAUAAACAAGCUGUGCCUCCACACCUUUCAUCAGACCUGAACGGGACUCUAACCAGGAAGCAGCUGAGUUAUCGACUUUCCAGCAGAAUGCCGAGCCAGCUCGAGGGUGCGAUGGACGCACUGAUUACAGUUUUCUACAACUACUCAGGGAAUGAUGGAGACAAACACAAGUUGAACAAGGGCGAGUUGAAGGAUCUGUUGAACAGCGAGCUCACCGACUUCCUCACGUCUCAGAAGGAUCCGAUGCUCGUGGAGAAAAUCAUGAACGACUUGGACUCGAACAAAGACAACGAGGUGGAUUUCAACGAGUUUGUCGUCCUGGUGGCCGCCCUGACUGUCGCCUGCAACGACUUCUUCCAGGAGCAGCACAAGAAGCCCAAGAAGAUGUCCGCAGAAAAUCUGUAAAUCUUUUUAACAAUGUCAAAAUGUCUUCACACUUAAAACCGCCCUGUAAAUGUCUCACACUGUAGAGCUUUGUGAAAGUCAUAUUUUAACCAAACGCUGUGACAGUGUGUGAAAUAGUCGCUCUUAAAUAAUAUAUAGAACGGUGUACAAGGACACGUGUUCCCCUUUUUUUAUGAUGCUCAUUAAAUAUUUCAAAGUAAUACAUUUCAACUUGAACUACAUUUAAAUCCUACAACUCAAAAGCAGUUUCAUGUCAGCUUCUUCUUCUUCUACACUUUAAACCAGGAGACAGACCGUUGUGUUCAGGAGAAAAAUCAAGUCAGCGUGUAUGAAUUUUAUGUUGUUUUUUUUUUUUUUAUCUCACAUCACGAUCCUUCUUUAUGACUAACGAGGCAUUCUUGUGCUAAAUCAACAAAAAGAAAACACAAGCAUUUUGGUUCGGGUAAGACAUCAAAAAAACACUUUGUUUGAUUUUGAAUUAAGAUUAUCCUUUUGUCUGAAUACGGCAAGUCAAAGAAACUUUGAAAAUAAGUCAUUUUAUGUGUGUGAUGUUUUAAAGGAGGUGUUUGAAGUAGAUACAUACAGUACAUGUAGUACAUUAAAAUAUCACACUGAAAAGGAAAGAUCCUGCUCACUACUCUUGCUCGGCUUCACCAAUUUAUUAGAAAAAAAUCCCAAAGUUUGGGUCCCUCUGAACCUUUGUCAAGUGUGUUCUCAUGCUCUCAUUUGUAUGAUGUAACUCCCGAAUGGUGAAGUAAUCCAACUUUGACUUCUAUAAAGAAAUACAGGGUUAGCACGUUGCCUAUUCUGUAUUUUUUUUGCCCCACUGGACUCUACUGGUUUUUUUUUCUGUCACCUUACACGUCAGACGCACAAAAUAUUUUUCAAAUAUCAACAAUUUAAUUAUUAAGACUGAAGAAAAAAGGGGAAUUCCUGUUCUUGUUCAAACAUUUGUACAUUAACAUGUUUUACUAUUUCACACACUGCUGCUUACUUGAAAAAAGACGCUAUCUGUCACUGAUUGUAAAAGCAUUAAGCGUUGAACUGAUGACUUCCAGAUCUCACCUUAAACCUACCUGUUCCAACUUAUACUUGUUUUUUUUGUAGCCUGAUGUUUGUAACUUAAAAAUCAACUUUGGUUAUUUUUUCCUUCAGCUUUGGCGCACUUCUCGACUUCUCGCCUUGUUUUUGUCUGUGAUAGAAUAAUUGCUUACAACAAGUUCAGUAGCAAGUUUCAAAACUCUGUCUUUAUAUUCACGGCUGUAUUUCAGCAUAUUGUGUUUCAACUGAUGCAGCCAAUAGGACAUUGUUUUUAAGUAAACCUCGCAACUGAAAAUAAAAUCAUGGUUUUCUCUGGAAAC